AAUUUAUCCACACCUGAUUAACUCUCAAAACUAUAUAUAUGGAUUUUUGACACACACACUGACUCACUCACUUUGUUUCAUCGUGUGCUUGCUCACUGUACACUUGCGGAUUUUCAUUAUCCAUUAACAAUAAACUAUCUCUACAACUGAUGUUCAGGCUUCUGAAUAAUCUCGAGUAAAUCCGUAAUUCGACUAGGAGAUUAAGCCUACCUUAAAUACUCAGUUUACGGAGAUAUUAUUUAUUGGAGUCAGAUAUUGAGGACAUUAGCCUCAACAUAUUAGCAAGCUGCCGUCACAACAAUUCAUAAUAAACGUUGAACAGAAAUGAAUUUCAUCUCCAUUAGUCUAUUACUAUUUUUAUCUAUUGCAUCAUUAUCAAUUAUGCCAAUGGUAAUUACCGAAUUCAGUAAUCUUUAUAUUCCAAUUGAAUUUAAUGAAAAUAAUCAAAUGUUCCUUCGAUUGGAACAACUUAAGCUUGUAUUGGAUAAAGACGAUCAGUUGACAGUGAAAGAUGGUGAUUGUGUAACAACAGUGGAUUUGGCUGCACCGAAUGCCAAAGAAAUUAAAGCUAACAAAGCACAUAGGCAAGUGACAAGAAUAUGCACAUCAUGGUAUAGUAAAAACGUGGCAAAAAAGUCUAAUUCAACCGUUAAAAAGUAGUACAUUUUAUUAGAAUGUGGAAAAUUUUACUUUGC
Molecule: messenger RNA, 695 nt
Organism: Schistosoma margrebowiei
Lineage: Eukaryota; Metazoa; Platyhelminthes; Trematoda; Strigeidida; Schistosomatidae
Source: the annotation of a GenBank genome assembly